Gastrolobium bilobum is the source of this 1562-nucleotide messenger RNA. RefSeq names its product GPI mannosyltransferase 1. The coding region runs from base 56 to 1360 and encodes 434 amino acids. Gene Ontology annotation, biological process: GPI anchor biosynthetic process. The transcript is spliced from 6 exons. The record is from RefSeq and is a predicted model, not a curated record. Gene Ontology annotation, molecular function: alpha-1,4-mannosyltransferase activity; GPI mannosyltransferase activity. Gene Ontology annotation, cellular component: glycosylphosphatidylinositol-mannosyltransferase I complex; membrane. NCBI's taxonomy places the organism in Eukaryota, Viridiplantae, Streptophyta, Magnoliopsida, Fabales, Fabaceae.
AAUUCUCAUUCCCAAUCCAACAGCUUUUGUCUCCGACCAAAACCACCUUCAAGAAAUGGCAUCAUUGGAUAUUCAUAAACUGCUUCUAUUCUCUUCCAUAUUUCGUGUUGUUUUGAUUGUAUAUGGAGAGUGGCAAGAUGCACAUAUGGAAGUUAGAUACACUGAUGUUGACUACCUUGUGUUUUCUGAUGCUUCAUCUUUAAUGGCUUUGGGUGAUUCCCCUUAUAAGAGAACCACCUAUCGUUAUUCCCCUUUGCUUGCAUUUCUUCUCCUUCCGAAUUCAUUGGUCCAUCGCUCAUGGGGGAAGUUUCUCUUCUCCUCUUCAGAUAUACUUGUGGGAUAUUUUAUAUAUUAUAUUCUAAAGAUGCGGAAGGUCCCUGAAAAUCUGUGCAACUACUCUGUCAUGACAUGGCUCUUUAAUCCAUUUACCUUCACAAUUGGGACACGUGGCAACUGUGAACCCAUUGUUUGUGCCAUGAUAUUGUGGAUCCUUAUUUGUCUUAUGAAAGGUAAUGUGUUACAGUCAGCAUUUUGGUAUGGACUUGUUGUCCAUUUCCGGAUUUAUCCUAUAAUUUAUUCUAUUCCUAUAAUCGUGGUUCUUGAUCCAAACUUCUUCCCAUCUGGUCAGAAACCCGUCUUAAGGAACUGGAGUGACGUUCAAGGAAAGAGACCCAAAGAUGGGAAUGGCUGGCAUACUUUACACAAUCUCUUAAAAAGCAUAUUCACAAGGGACAGGCUGCUAUUUGGACUGGUCUCAGGAUUGGUUUUCCUCGUUUGUACUGGUCUGUUCUUUUGUUUAUAUGGGUGGGAAUUCCUAAAUGAGGCAUUGCUGUACCAUCUUACUCGCACAGAUCCAAGGCACAACUUCUCCAUCUAUUUCUAUCACAUAUAUCUUCAUUAUGGGCAUGAUAUUUCAGUGGUGGAGAAGCUUAUCUCCUUUUUGCCACAGUUUUUGGUUCAGCUGGUUCUUAUUUUCAGCUUUGCACAGGAUUUGCCAUUUUGCCUAUUUGUGCAGACUGUGGCAUUUGUGGCAUUCAAUAAGGUGAUUACAGCACAGUAUUUCGUUUGGUUCUUUUGCUUGUUGCCUCUAAUACUUCCUUGGAGUAAAAUGAAGCUUAAAUGGGAUGGAUUGUCUUGCAUUCUUUUGUGGAUUGGAGCUCAGACUCAUUGGUUAAUGUGGGGUUACCUGCUUGAGUUCAAGGGUAAAAAUGUUUUCUUACAGCUUUGGGUGGCAAGCUUAGUGUUUCUAGCAGCCAACAUAUUCAUCCUAGUCAUGAUUAUUCGUCAACAUAAAUGUGCUUCAGUUUUCAAAUCUUUAGAGUAUGCCAAGAAGCUUGAGUCAAUCUUGGAGUCUAAUUGAGAUGUUACUAGUUCGUAGAGUAAUUUUCAUUUAAGUAUAUUGUGAAUUACCCAACUAAAAGAUUCUGGACUCAAAUUCAAGUCUACUUUAAAUAUCCCUUGUCUUUUCUGAGUGACCAAUGAAGGAAGAGCUUAUGCCUUAUAGUACAUUGGUAGCUUCGCAAUUGUAUGUAAGAUGUCCUAUUAUCUUGAAUGGUUUGAUU